AUGCCUAACAACGUCCCUAAUCUCUAUCGUUGGGGAGUCUUUAGAAGACUGGCUACUCGUCUUGAGUCUCUGGACCAUUAUCUGGACGCCAUGACUGAGAUUAUGAAGUUUAGUGAUGCGGAAGACCGGCAAAUUCGCCACUAUGCCCACAAGAUCAUCUCUCUUACGGAGGUAAUAAAGAUUGCAUAUGCCACUGUCAAUUGUAGCAUUGGCGCGACCCUGCUCGUGAUUUGUUCAGAGGAAAAUGUGCCGUACAAAGCGGCAUAUUUUAAAAUGCUUGUCUGGAUCAGGCGGAGGAGGUCCGCGUUCCCUACUUACAUGAACACUCGCAUCAGUGCGCUCUUGGAUUAUUCCAUAGAGCAUAACAUGGUCCUACGGACCAAAGGAAUCGAUCCACGUGUCCAAUUGGGCAUUAAGGAGUUGAUAAUCGUCAAACAACCACGAGCGGGGCUCUUCAAAAAUAGUCAACGAGCUACUUAG
This is a messenger RNA of Suillus subalutaceus, 480 nucleotides long. RefSeq lists its product as uncharacterized. The record is from RefSeq and is a predicted model, not a curated record. The coding region runs from base 1 to 480 and encodes 159 amino acids. The transcript is spliced from 4 exons. Lineage: Eukaryota; Fungi; Basidiomycota; Agaricomycetes; Boletales; Suillaceae.